Molecule: messenger RNA, 702 nt
Organism: Peronospora matthiolae
Lineage: Eukaryota; Oomycota; Peronosporomycetes; Peronosporales; Peronosporaceae
Source: the annotation of a GenBank genome assembly
AUGGUAAACAAGCCCAUCCGGUGCGCAAACAAGGCAGCUCAGAGAGCGUCUGCACGUCUCUGUGCAGACGCCAAAACAGAAACCGCUGCAACUGAUGUGUCAUCGGUUGCUAAAGCGUCUCAGUCUGUGUCACCUGGUGAUGCAGACUCUCGUCAUGAAGACACUCAUGUCUUCACAGAGUAUGAGCUCGGUGUCUCAUACUCUCCUGAUACGAAAGACGGAUCUGUAUCGACGGCGGUUGAAACCAAUCCGCCUGCCAAGCGUGGCAUGGAUGAUGCUACGCGUCGUAGCAUCUUUGGUUCGUCUGAUUCAUCAGAUGAACCAUCGCCGAAGCGAAGGCGCUCGAGGUCGCGAGACUCGGGCGCUAACAGUGGUGUCGGUUCUCCUAUUGAUACCACUUCGCAACGAGGUGCCAGUACUUCUGUCGGUACGUCGCAGGAAGAGCGGGACCGCAAUGUGUUGCGUCUCGCUCCUGAGAAGAAGGCAUGGAUGCCUCCAAAAUCCGUCAUGGAUCACUUGUCGGCGACGACGAGUGAUCGCUAUCGAACACGAUUGUUCGAUUCAUCAAGGAUCCAUCACCUUGACCCCAUUGCGAAAAACUAUCACACUGAGCAUGAGUUCGUCAUCGAUGCUUUCUGUAAGCAUCGAUGUAUAGUGGGAAUCACAAACGUGAUGGUCCCUCACUGCUUCAAGCGUGGAUAG